AGCGAUAACCGUCGAACGUACUGAAGUCGGAGUUUACGUCUGCGUUUUCAGAGUGCGACUGUUUGUGUGUGUGAGCAUUGUUUGGGCUACGGUUACGGUACGGUACUCACACCCCCGCAAACCGGUUCGCUGGUGGUGGUUCUAACGUUUUACGCGCUUUGGCUGUGUGCGAGCGUGAAUUGUGAAUACGCCAAAUAAAGUUAAAUAAAAUGCAAAGGCAAUAAAUAAUACAAGCGGCGAAUUGUAAAAAGCAGAGCACAGCGCCAAAAAGGCAAGCGUGCGUGUGUGUGAGUGUUUGUUGUGCAGCAGUUGUUGUGCAGAGUCGCCACCCCAGUGGAUUAGUGGCACCCUGUUACAAGUUGCUCACACUACCUAGUGCUAGUGAGUGUUUCGUGCAUAAACAUUAACGGCAUCAAUUCAGCAAUACAUCAAUUCAAACGCAGCUGAGUCACCGGGCGUCUACAGCCAACUAACCGCGAGUGUGUUCAUAUAUAUAUAUAUAAAGGGUGUUUUGUGCUUUCCGCAUAAAAUCGAUACAACCCCAAGCAGGAAAACUCAUAACCCAGACGAGACUACAGAAGCGGCCUAAACGAUGCCCAACGAUUGCCACAAAUGGCUAACGCUGUUCGCAGCUGUUGCUCUACUUGCCAACAUUGGCAGCACUUUGGCUGCCAAUCCACCGGAUGCUGACCAAAAGGGACCAGUCUUUCUCAAGGAACCGACUAACCGCAUUGACUUCUCUAACUCCACUGGCGCCGAAAUUGAAUGCAAAUCUAGCGGCAAUCCCAUGCCAGAAAUCAUUUGGGUACGCAGCGAUGGCACCGCCGUGGGAGAUGUGCCCGGCCUGCGUCAGAUCUCAUCCGAUGGCAAACUGGUCUUCCCGCCCUUCCGCGCCGAGGACUAUCGUCAGGAAGUUCAUGCCCAGGUUUACGCCUGCCUGGCCCGCAAUCAGUUCGGCUCAAUCAUAUCUCGGGAUGUGCAUGUGCGCGCAGUUGUGCCGCAAUCUUACAGCGUCAAUGUCAUGGAUGAGUCCAUUCUGCGCGGAAAUAGCGCCAUUCUUAAAUGUCAUAUACCCAGUUUUGUUGCCGACUUUAUUGUGGUCGAUUCGUGGGUGGAGGACGAGGAGCGUGAGAUAUAUCCGCAGGCCGAUGUCACAGCUAGCGACGGCAAAUAUCUGGUGCUGCCCUCCGGUGAGCUACACAUUCGUGAAGUUGGACCUGAAGAUGGAUACAAGAGCUAUCAGUGCCGCACCAAGCAUCGUCUGACUGGAGAGACGCGUCUCAGUGCGACCAAAGGACGUUUGGUUAUUACAGAGCCAAUUGGCAGCGUUGCGCCUCGAGUGAAUCGCAAGGAUGAAUUCAAUCAUGAUCGCAUAAGCACAGCUCAAGCUAUUGCUAUACAAUGUCCGGCACAGUCUUAUCCUGUGCCUGCCUAUAGAUGGUAUAAAUUCAUUGAGGGAACCACUCGUAAGCAGGCUGUGGUGCUGAACGAUCGCGUCAAACAGGUUUCGGGCACACUCAUCAUCAAGGACGCUGUCGUCGAGGAUUCGGGCAAAUAUUUGUGUGUCGUCAACAAUUCCGUGGGUGGCGAGAGCGUCGAGACUGUGCUCACUGUGACCGCGCCUCUGUCAGCCAAAAUUGAUCCACCCACUCAGACCAUCGACUUCGGGCGCCCCGCUGUGUUCACCUGCCAGUACACCGGCAACCCGAUCAAGACUGUCAGCUGGAUGAAAGACGGCAAGGCCAUGGGCCACAGCGAUCCCGUGCUGCGCAUCGAAUCAGUUAAGAAGGAGGACAAGGGCAUGUAUCAAUGUUUUGUGCGCAACGAUCAAGAGUCUGCAGAGGCCAGCGCCGAGCUGAAGCUUGGUGGCCGUUUCGACCCACCCGUCAUACGCCAGGCCUUCCAGGAGGAGACCAUGGAACCCGGACCAAGUGUAUUCCUGAAGUGCGUAGCUGGCGGCAAUCCCACACCCGAAAUCUCCUGGGAACUGGAUGGCAAGAAGAUCGCGAACAACGACCGCUACCAAGUGGGCCAAUACGUAACAGUCAACGGCGAUGUCGUCUCCUACUUGAAUAUUACCUCCGUGCAUGCCAACGAUGGCGGCCUGUACAAGUGCAUAGCUAAAUCGAAAGUGGGCGUGGCCGAGCAUUCGGCUAAACUUAAUGUCUACGGCCUGCCCUAUAUCCGUCAAAUGGAGAAGAAGGCAAUCGUCGCUGGUGAAACUCUAAUGGUCACUUGCCCUGUAGCUGGUUAUCCCAUCGAUUCUAUCGUGUGGGAGCGUGAUAAUCGCCCACUGCCCAUCAAUCGCAAGCAGAAAGUCUUCCCCAAUGGCACACUGAUCAUUGAGAACGUGGAGCGCAAUUCGGAUCAGGCAACUUAUACGUGCGUGGCAAAGAAUCAAGAGGGUUACUCGGCACGUGGUUCACUGGAAGUGCAAGUUAUGGUGCCGCCACAUGUGGUGCCCUUUAGCUUUGGCAGCGAGGUAUUCAACAUGGGCGAUGUUCUGAGCAUUAAUUGCGUCGUGCUCAAGGGUGAUUUGCCCUUGGAAAUAUUUUGGACUCUGAAUGAUGAGACCAUUGAGACAGGAGUGAAUGGCUUUAUGGUCAUUAAACUGAAUAGUCGCACCAGUUACCUCAGCGUGGAUAUGCUCGAGGCCAAGCAUCGUGGGGUCUACAGCUGCAUAGCCCAGAACCAGGCGGGUCAUGCCAAAUACAGCGCUGAAUUGCAAGUUAAUGUGCCACCCAGAUGGAUACUCGAGCCAACAGACAAAGCCUUUGCCCAGGGCUCCGAUGCCAAGGUUGAAUGCAAAGCCGACGGUUUCCCCAAGCCCCAGGUUACAUGGAAGAAGGCAGUUGGCGACACACCCGGCGAGUACAAGGAUCUCAAGAAGAGCGACAACAUUCGCGUAGAGGAAGGCACUUUGCACAUUGACAACAUUCAGAAGACCAACGAGGGCUACUAUCUGUGCGAGGCCAUCAAUGGCAUUGGUUCGGGCCUUUCGGCUGUUAUUAUGGUCAGUGUUCAGGCGCCACCAGAGUUCACAGAGAAGCUGCGCAAUCAGACCGCGCGUCGCGGCGAACCAGCUGUGCUGCAGUGCGAGGCGAAGGGCGAGAAGCCCAUUGGCAUUUUGUGGAACAUGAACAACAUGCGCCUGGACCCCAAGAACGACAAUCGCUACACCAUUCGCGAGGAAAUACUCUCUGCUGGCGUUAUGUCUAGUCUCUCCAUCAAACGCACCGAACGCUCUGACUCGGCUCUAUUCACUUGCGUGGCCACCAAUGCCUUCGGCUCGGACGAUGCUAGCAUAAAUAUGAUUGUGCAGGAGGUGCCUGAAAUGCCAUACGCUUUGAAGGUGCUGGAUAAGUCUGGUCGCUCCGUUCAGCUGAGUUGGGCACAACCCUACGACGGCAACUCUCCACUGAAUCGCUAUAUCAUUGAGUUCAAGCGCUCGCGUGCCUCCUGGGAUGAGAUCGAUCGCGUCAUGGUGCCCGGCCAUACCACCGAAGCACAAGUACAGAAACUGAGUCCUGCCACCACCUACAAUAUUCGCAUCGUGGCCGAGAAUGAAAUCGGCUCCUCGCAAUCGUCGGAGGCUGUCACCAUCAUCACCGCCGAGGAGGCACCCUCGGGCAAGCCACAGAACAUCAAAGUCGAUCCCGUGAAUCAGACAACGCUGCGCGUCAUGUGGAAGCCACCAGCACGCUCCGACUGGAACGGCGAGAUACUGGGCUACUAUGUCGGCUACAAGCUAUCCAACACCAACUCGUCCUACAUCUUUGAGACCAUCAAUUUCAUCACCGAGGAGGGCAAAGAACACAAUUUGGAACUGAACAAUCUGCGCGUCUACACUCAGUACUCGGUGGUGAUUCAGGCCUUCAAUAAGAUCGGCGCUGGUCCAUUGAGCGAUGAGGAGAAACAAUUCACUGCCGAAGGCACGCCCAGCCAGCCACCCAGCGACACUGCCUGCACGACUCUGACCUCGCAAACCAUUCGCGUCAGCUGGGUGAGCCCGCCACUCGAGUCGGCCAAUGGCGUCAUUAAGACCUACAAAGUUGUCUAUGCGCCCAGCGACGAGUGGUAUGAUGAGACCAAACGCCACUACAAGAAGACUGCCUCCUCCGACACCGUGCUCCAUGGCCUGAAGAAAUACACCAACUAUACCAUGCAAGUUUUGGCCACCACAGCUGGAGGCGAUGGUGUUCGCAGCGUGCCCAUUCACUGCCAGACCGAACCUGAUGUUCCUGAAGCACCCACCGAUGUGAAGGCUCUGGUUAUGGGCAAUGCCGCCAUUUUGGUGUCCUGGCGCCCACCAGCACAGCCCAAUGGCAUUAUCAUCCAAUACACUGUCUACUCGAAGGCUGAAGGCGCCGAGACCGAAACGAAGACCCAAAAGGUGCCACACUAUCAAAUGAGCUUCGAGGCCAGCGAACUGGAGAAGAACAAGCCGUACGAAUUCUGGGUCACUGCCAGCACCACCAUUGGCGAGGGCCAGCAAUCCAAGAGCAUUGUGGCCAUGCCCAGCGACCAGGUGCCCGCCAAAAUCGCAUCAUUCGACGACACUUUCACUGCCACCUACAAGGAAGACGCUAAGAUGCCUUGCCAAGCCGUUGGAGCACCGCAGCCCGAGAUUACCUGGAAGAUUAAGGGUGUCGACUUCAGUGCCAACGAGCGCAUGCGUCUGCUGCCCGAUGGCUCAUUGUUGAUCAAGUCCGUGAACCGUCAGGAUGCCGGCGACUAUUCGUGCCAUGCCGAAAACUCUAUUGCCAAGGACUCAAUUACCCAUAAGCUGAUCGUCCUGGCACCACCUCAGUCACCACAUGUUACGCUCUCGGCCACCACCACCGAUGCACUGACCGUUCGAUUGAAGCCUCAUGAGGGAGACACUGCACCACUGCACGGCUACACCUUGCACUACAAGCCAGAGUUCGGCGAGUGGGAGACAGCUGAGGUCUCCGUGGAAUCACAGAAACACAACAUUGAGAAUCUGCUUUGCGGCUCACGCUAUCAGGUCUAUGCCACUGGCUUUAAUAAUAUUGGCGCCGGCGAAGCUUCCGACAUUUUGAACACGCGCACCAAGGGCCAGAAGCCCAAGCUGCCAGAGAAACCACGAUUCAUUGAAGUCUCAUCCAACUCGGUUUCACUGCACUUCAAGGCCUGGAAGGAUGGAGGUUGCCCCAUGUCUCACUUUGUUGUAGAGAGCAAGAAACGUGAUCAACUUGAAUGGAAUCAAAUCUCGAAUAAUGUUAAGCCUGACAAUAACUACGUUGUGCUCGAUCUGGAGCCCGCCACCUGGUACAAUCUACGCAUCACUGCCCACAACUCGGCUGGCUUCACUGUCGCCGAAUAUGAUUUCGCCACACUCACUGUGACCGGAGGCACAAUUGCGCCGCUCGAUGAUGGCACGGGUCAUGGCAAUGUCCACGCCCGCAUACCGCUGCCCGCCUGGAUGCCCGAAUGGCUGGAUCUGAACUUUAUGGUGCCACUGAUAGCCACCGUCGUCGUGGUUGCCGUUGGCAUCUGUGUGGUCUGCGUGGCGCUCUCGCGCCGACGAGCCGACGAUCUGCGCGGCGGCCAAAAGGACGUUUACUACGAUGUAGUUUACAAUCAGACAAUGGGACCCGGCGCCACUCUGGACAAGCGUCGCCCGGACUUGAGGGACGAGCUCGGCUACAUUGCCCCACCGAACCGCAAGCUGCCACCGGUGCCCGGCUCCAACUACAACACCUGCGACCGGAUUAAGCGAGGCCGCGGCGGUGUACGCUCGAAUCACUCCACUUGGGACCCGCGCCGCAACCCGAACCUAUACGAGGAGCUGAAAGCCCCGCCAGUACCCAUGCACGGCAUUGGCAAUCACUAUGGCCACGCCCAUGGUACGCCCGAGUGCCACUAUAGACAUCCAGGCAUGGAAGAUGAAAUCUGCCCUUAUGCUACAUUCCAUCUGCUCGGCUUCCGCGAGGAAAUGGAUCCCACCAAGGCCAUGAACUUCCAGACCUUCCCGCACCAGAAUGGACACACUCCCGUACCCGGACAUGCCGGCACCAUGCUGCCCCCUGGCCAUCCUGGACACGUACACUCCCGUUCCGGCUCUCAGUCCAUGCCACGUGCCAAUCGCUAUCAGCGCAAGAACAGCCAAGGUGGACAGUCCUCGAUCUAUACUCCUGCACCCGAAUACGAUGAUCCCGCUAACUGUGCCGAAGAAGAUCAAUAUCGUCGCUACACUCGCGUCAACUCUCAAGGCGGCAGCUUGUACUCUGGCCCCGGACCCGAAUAUGAUGAUCCCGCCAAUUGCGCUCCUGAGGAGGAUCAGUAUGGCUCUCAGUAUGGCGGUCCCUAUGGACAGCCCUACGAUCACUAUGGAUCUCGCGGCUCCAUGGGCCGUCGCAGCAUUGGCUCGGCACGCAAUCCAGGCAACGGCUCACCUGAGCCACCACCACCACCACCACGUAAUCACGACAUGAGCAACUCCUCGUUCAACGACUCCAAGGAGAGCAAUGAGAUCUCAGAGGCCGAAUGCGAUCGCGAUCAUGGACCACGCGGCAACUAUGGCGCUGUAAAAAGAUCACCACAACCGAAAGAUCAACGCACCACCGAAGAAAUGCGUAAACUAAUCGAGAGAAACGAAGCCGGCCCAAAACAACUCCAACUCCAACAAACAAAUGGCGCAGGAUUCACAGCCUACGAUACUAUGGCAGUGUAAUUUGUAAGCUACUCUCAGUGGGCGUGGCAUUUUAGCUUAGUGUUUCAAGUCAAUGAAGUGCGUGGAAGUUGAAUGACACAAACACACACACACACUUACACACAUACAGGCACACACAUGCACAUGUGUGUGUGAGUGUGCCAAGUCUUAUUUGAAGAAAACGAAAACAUCACAGAAGUAAGCAAAGCGCAUAAGGCGCAUACAUACAAUAUAUACACAUACACUUACACACACAUAUAUAUAAAAUAUUAACUAUUUC
Molecule: messenger RNA, 6956 nt
Organism: Drosophila hydei
Lineage: Eukaryota; Metazoa; Arthropoda; Insecta; Diptera; Drosophilidae
Gene: Dscam1
Product: Down syndrome cell adhesion molecule-like protein Dscam2
Exons: 24
Coding region: 593-6697 (2034 amino acids)
Biological process (GO): axon guidance; dendrite self-avoidance; homophilic cell-cell adhesion
Cellular component (GO): plasma membrane; axon
Molecular function (GO): cell-cell adhesion mediator activity
Source: RefSeq, a predicted model, not a curated record